AUGCGGCGCCCCCCCCCCCCCCGCCCCCCGCUCAGGCCGGGCUGCCCAGGCGCUCCGGGCCCCUCGCCCCCCGCCCCGGGCGUCCCUCGAGCGCUUCUCCCGCGCCUCCGACCGCGCCAGGCCCCCUUUGCGAAGCGAGAGCUGCCGGGCUCCCCCGUACCUGCCCGCCGGCUGGCUCUCUGCACAUGCUCAGCGACACUCACGCCGGGGUGGUCUGACGCGCCGGGCGGCUGGAUCCGGCCCAGGAGAUCGGGGCCCGGGCGGAGGCUGCGGGCGGGCGGGCGCCCUCGAGAGGCCGAGGCCGAGGCCUCUCCCGCCAAGCCCCGGAGGCCUCUUCGGCCGGCCGGCCUGGCCCCCUCCGCUCCCCCAGGCUCCGGCCCGGCCCCCGGCCGCCGCCGCCCCCACCUGCCGUGCGCCCCGUGCCAGGCGCACGAUCGCGCCGCGGACGCCGCUGCCAGCCGGAGCCGAGGCCGAGCCGAGCCGAGCGGGCGGCCGCUUCCUGGGUGGUGGCUGCGAACCGGCGCCGAGGAGAGGAAGCGAGAGAGCGGCGAGAGAGCCGCCCCCUCGGCCAGCCUCCCCGGCGCAGCGCCGCCAGCCGAGAGGGAGGAAGGCCGGCCGGCCGUCCGGCAGCCCAGGGCCCCGGCCUCCGGAGCGCGGCAGCGCCCAAGAGCCGUGCGCUCGCCGGGGCGCCCCUCGCCAGCCCAUCCGGGCAGGGGGCGCUUCUGCGGGGCCCCGGCCCAGCCCCGCGCCCCCGAGCUCCCGCCCCCUUGCCCGCAAUGGGGAGGGGGGCCCUUCUGCGGGCGCCCCCAGCGAGAGCCAGCCUUUGGCAGCCCUCUGCAGCCUGCCCAGCCCCGGCCCAGAAACACCAUUCUGGGCUGCGUUGCUGCCUUCUCCCCGAACCCCCCUUCCUGCAACGGGCGCCCCCUUCUCCAUUGCAUCCUUGGCAGCCCCUGGGAUAGGCUGCGCCCUGACGGUGCCUGGACCAAGGUGACCCAGCGGGGACUGGAACCCUCGACCCCCACGAACCGCUAG
Eublepharis macularius is the source of this 1032-nucleotide messenger RNA. RefSeq names its product translation initiation factor IF-2-like. The record is from RefSeq and is a predicted model, not a curated record. The coding region runs from base 1 to 1032 and encodes 343 amino acids. The transcript has a single exon. NCBI's taxonomy places the organism in Eukaryota, Metazoa, Chordata, Lepidosauria, Squamata, Eublepharidae.